Molecule: messenger RNA, 3399 nt
Organism: Eriocheir sinensis (Chinese mitten crab)
Lineage: Eukaryota; Metazoa; Arthropoda; Malacostraca; Decapoda; Varunidae
Exons: 8
Coding region: 720-2312 (530 amino acids)
Source: RefSeq, a predicted model, not a curated record
GCUCCACCGUUCCUUCUAGUCUGGACGUGUGUACUAUACUGACUCCAGAUACUGUAUUCUCCUCGUCUAAGGUCACGCCGCUACGCAUGGUGGUGUUGUUGGUGAUGAAACCUUGUGGCGGUGGUUAUGGUGGAGGCGGCGGAAAGCAGUGUGUUGGGCCUUUCCUAACAGCACCAUUGACUCGUUGCUUUAGCGUACAGAGACUGAAAGUACGAAGUAACGACUGCGAGUGAUGGUGACUGAUAAAAGAACAGAAAGAACAAAAAAGAACGACAGAGAACGGCACGGUAACGACUGGGAGUGUUCGUUACUGUGAUGACGGUAAAAAAAGAACAGAAAGAAUAAGAAGAACGACACAAAGAACGGCACGCUAACGGCACGGUAACGACUGGGAGUAUUCGUGACUGUUAUAGAAGUGAAAAAAGAACAAAGAAUAAAAAGAACGACAGAAGGAACGGCACGGUAACGACUGGGAGUAUUCGUGACUGUGAUGACGGUGAAAAAAGAACAGAAAGAACAAGAACGACAGAGAGAACGGCACGUUGAUGCAUUUCUUCAAUCAAAAAUAGAAAGAUGACAGCAAGAACAAUGAGUCGAUGAUGAAAGUAAAAAGUCGUAUGUAUUUCGAUCUGUAGUUUAAUAGAUUGGAAAUAACAAGACAACAGGAAAGAAAAAAAGGAAGACAAAAGAUACUGGAGUGACAGCCAUCAACCACCACCAUGACAACACCAAGAACUGUUACCAGAAUGGCGUUGUAUUGCUUCGUCACGGCGGGAGUGUUUCUUCUGGCAACACUGCAGAGGCAACGUCCACCACAACCUACCUCACCUGCUUCACUCUUUUUCUCUCUAACCUUUCGCCCAAGCAUCCCUACUUCGUUUCUAUCCUCCUCAACUUCUUUUCCUAUCUCCAAAGACUCGAUCUCUACCUCGCAAGAACCUCUCCCCGUCUCCGCUAACCCCAUGUCUUCCUCUUCGUCUCUCCUCGUCACCCAAGACUACCACACCCCUCAGUCGCAUGUCCCCGAGUGUCAAGACAUGUUUACAAUCAAGAAAAGCGAAAACACGAUUUGGGACACAGAUAAGUAUUACUGGGAUCUGAGUCGUCUGCUGUCCCCGCUGCUGCAGGAUAUUUCCUUAACGUCAGGGGAAAUCUCCGCCUUCCCCGGCACUAGGCUGGAGCUCAUGAACGGUUCCCUACCCUACCUUCCGUGCACGGUUCGGGAGUACCCAGCGGAGGAGGUGGGGCGGUGCUUGGCCGCCAGACGGAGGGCGCGGCGCCUCCCCACCUGGCUCGCCUUCUACGGGGACUCCAACAUGAGGCAGAAGAUGAUGGUUGUGGUCCACUCGUUCCUACCGCCCGACCUGAGCUACCGCUACUUCCUAAACGACUCCCAGGUGACUCGAGACAGCUUCGAAAAGGAAAUGAAUCACGAAACAAGUCAGCGCCCAACAACCUUCGACGUCAUUGGCUGCCGAGGAACUGACGAGAGGAACCUACAAGAAGAUGAUGAUAAUGGUGGUGGUAGUGAUAGUGAUGGAAGUCCCUCCCAAACCCACGGGAAGAGGAACCCAACCCCACCAGACGCUCAUGAGACUACAACGAAACCCGAAACACUCCCUCGCAAACCUCCACCUCUUCUUGUCCAUCACGUGACCCACUACGAAGUAAGGGUCACGCUGGUGUGGGCGACGAAGGGCAGCACGAGCGGGGACGACGAGGCGCCUACCGUGACCCGCCUGGAGGAGUGGUCGACGAGGGAAACGGUACCUGAUGUUCUUGUUGUGGGGUUUGGGAAGUGGUUCAUGAACACCUUCGAGCAGGAGUUGUCGCCCUUCACGUACGCGGCCACGACGGCUCGCCUGCUGCUGCCGCCGCUGGCUCGUCUCGAGCGCCGGACCGUGGUCGUUCAGUGGACGCAGAGUCGGCUCCGCAGAUACAACUUUAUGAUCUCGCGUGUCGCGGUGAACGUGUCGAGGAUGGCGUGGCACCUCGUCCUACUCAACGAACCCUUCAACUACGGCCUGGCACUGCUUGACGGCUGGCUCCACCACACCCUUGGGCCGGCAGGUGUGUGGCUCUGGGAUUCGACUCUGCCUCUCAACAUGGCUAAUGUGAGGGAGUGUGAAACCCUAAUGGAUGCCAAUUUGACCCACCACUCUCUGUACACAGGGCGGUGGUGGCAGUGUGUAGACGCUCACCACGCCUCCUUUGAGACCAACACCAGUGAGAUGACGAUGCUCUGGAACCUGCUGUGUAACCCAUACAUGAACACGGGGCGCCCCUUUUGCUGUGCCAAGGAGGAGAACUGACACCACAUGGAACACACUCCAAGUCCCUUCAUUCCUUCAUCACCCCUUUCCCUUCCAAGCUAGCAAUUAAGCAUGCUGCUGUGGGCCAUGCUACUGCUGUGCUAGGGAUGCUGCAGCCCUCUCCUUCUUUUGCUCUCUCUCUCUGAGUGAUGAGGUGUUGCUUAGUGGACAUUCAUGAAAAACAGGAAACUUAUGUCGAGAGUGAUUGAUAAAUUGAUUGGGGUAUCAUUACGUCGAGAUGCCAAUCUUGAAAUGCUGAAAUGAAUUAAAUCAAUAAUUUGAGAAGAGAAACACUACAUAGAGGAAAGAAAAGUAGGACUAUCCUUGGAAUUUCUCUUUAACUGGCAAUUGUGAGCAAGCCCCAAACUGGAAAGACUGAGAAAUUUAACAGAGAGGUGGAGAUGACCAUCCAUUACUCCGCCAGGGCUGAUGUUGAGCUAUUUUAUUUUACUUUUUUCUCAGGUGUCAUUUAGUAAAUAAUUUGUUUUGGGAGGGGAAAAGAUUUCCUCUCUUUAACUACAUAAAACUUCAGAGAAUGCAAUAACGCAGUGAAAAAUCUUGAAAUGUAUGUUACUGAGUGCCAGGCAUCAACUUCUAUUCUGAAGGCCGGGGUUCAAUUCCCCGCACUCAGUGGUGUACAUUUCAAGACGCAUAAGAUUAUUGUGUACUUGUGCUACUUUUAUGUCAUCACUUUUAAUUAAGUGGGGAAAAAGCAAAGGAAACUAUCAAAUUUACUUGCAGACUAGCUGUGUAAAUUUUAUGAACAAAUCAAUAGAUGCAAAGACAAAAUGAAUGAGUAUGUAAAAUGGCAAUAAAAAUAUAACACAAACUUUUUGGAAUACCAUUAAAGUUUUGCAUAUUAUCCCAGACUGUGUAAAAUCUGAUUAAUAAUAAUAAAAGAAUUGCUUCAGUGUUCAAGGAGAGCCGAGAUUGGAGACAGGCUGUGGGCAUCCCUUUCAGGAAGCCUUGGGCAGAAACCAAAGGAAACAAACAAAAAACUACUUCUUUGAAGUAAGUAUUAUUGUGUAUAUUUGUGUAUAUUUACCCAUCAGUUUCAUCAAUUCAAUAAUGCCUCACAUACCUCUGU